AUGAGAGAUAAUACGUUCACUUUCGAUAACUGGAAAAGAAGUGACAGGCUCAAAAAGCACAUAAAGAGUGGUGUUCACAAAAACGCAGUGGCCAAGUGGAUCAACUCAAGGAUCCACUCAAAGCACGAAACAUCUGUAAUGAAACAAUUAACAGACGCUCGUCAAAAAGAUGUUCUACGCAACCGCGAGUAUUUACGUAUAAUCAUUACCAGCAUAUUCUAUACUGCACAGCAAAACGUGGCUUUACGAGGACACGAGGAAAACAGAAAUGAUAUCGGCAAAAUGUCCGACAUAAAUAGAGGAAACCUAUUGGAAUUAUUACACCCCAGAUGCGAUGACAUCCCGUGGCUCGACGAAAAGCUGCAAAGUCAACUUAAGCUUCACGCUCAGUGGACAUCGCCAUCUAUUCAGAAUAAAAUAUUAGAAAUUAUAUCUAGAUUUCUUGUCGAGCGAAUCAAUCAGGAUGUACUAUUAAGCCCUAUCUUUGCUCUAAUCAUGGAUGAAACUUCAGAUAUCAGCCGCACAGAGCAGGUACUAGGUAUCAAUCUGCCUAAGGUAUGUUUUGACUGGCAAAACAUUAGAGACUUUCUCAAAUUGUUUUCGACAGGAUCAACAGAAGGCGAAGUUUUAUUUGAACUUGUGA
This is a messenger RNA of Paramuricea clavata, 643 nucleotides long. Lineage: Eukaryota; Metazoa; Cnidaria; Anthozoa; Malacalcyonacea; Plexauridae. The record is from the annotation of a GenBank genome assembly.